CCACUUGAUCAGUUUCCCAGUCAUUGAAUUGGCCGAAUAGGUCGUCAGAGGUUCAUAUAGGAAGCCUGUCAAAAUGUGAACUUCACUGAAUUUGGAGCUGGCUUAGUAGCCUGAAGUAUCAGAGAUUAAUUAUUUGGAAAUGCCGUUCAAAGUCGUGUAGUUAGAAUCUCUCCGUGGGUUCUCCUAAAGGUGUUUUCCUAGGAACAGCCGUGCUGUACAUGAUUUGGAUACAGCACCAUGAACCAAGAAAAGCUGGCCAAGCUUCAGGCACAGGUCCGAAUAGGAGGAAAGGGAACAGCUCGCAGAAAGAAGAAGGUGGUGCACAGAACAGCUACAGCUGAUGAUAAAAAACUUCAGAGUUCUCUCAAAAAACUGGCAGUGAAUAAUAUUGCUGGCAUCGAAGAGGUGAACAUGAUAAAAGAUGAUGGAACAGUCAUUCACUUCAACAACCCCAAGGUUCAAGCUUCCCUCUCUGCUAACACUUUUGCAAUCACUGGUCACGCAGAGGCUAAACCGAUCACAGAAAUGCUUCCAGGCAUCUUAAGCCAGCUUGGUGCUGACAGCUUAACAAGUCUCAGGAAGUUAGCUGAACAAUUCCCAAGACAAGUGUUGGAUAGUAAGGCACCGAAAUCUGAAGAUAUUGAUGAAGAAGAUGAUGACGUCCCAGAUCUCGUAGAAAACUUUGAUGAAGCAUCAAAGAAUGAAGCUAACUAAAACAUUGAUAGUUCUGGAAGCUGGCAUGGACUAGAUUUAAGAAAUCAGCUAUGUGGUUCCAAAGUUCUAAAGAAACAGUGAACAUCAUCUGUUAAUAGUUCAGUAAUAUAAAUAUUUUGUAUUUUUAUGAUGCUGUUUGUUCAGCAUUUUCUGUCAGUUGAUUUUGCAUUUUGCACUUACUCCCAGGAUCUACUCUUUUGGUCAAAAAGAAACGUCAGUACAGUUUGAGGGGUGUGUGCAUGUGCGUGUGUGUAUGUGUGGAUGUACAUAUAGUGGAGAACUAAUUGGAGGACACUUUUAACCUUUCCUCUUUUACUUUGGAAGUAGAAAGGAUGCCAAUCUUCAGCAUUAUUACUUCAGUUGUCACCAAAUAGUGCACAGAAGGGAUUUGAAAUUAAAACUUUGUCCACAUUCUGUGACCUGAAGUCAUAACCUGGGUUGAAUUUGCUGUUCACAGUUGUGCUUGGGGAUGUUUUUCAUACACACAGUAAUGGUUUUCAGUCUUGUGCUGAUCCCAGCUGGCAGUGGAGGUGAGUUGCUUCACUAGCUCACUUGGUACAGUAACUUGUUAAAAAACAAAACUUGGUCUUGGAAAAGGGUGCUUUUUUUUUUUAAACUUUUCUCUAUUUUUUUUCUAGUCUCUAUAAACUUUUGAGAUGAGCUAAUGUUUGACUCUUUCCAUGUAGGCUUAGGAGUAUGUUCUCCUGUUGAUUAUGUGGAGUAUUUCCCAUCUCCAAAGGAAAACAAACACUUUGGUUCUCUACCAUCAUGUCACUUCCUGAACUUGGAGGUCUUGGUAACGGUCCAGUGCAUCACUUUUGCACAGUAACAGAUUUUUGCUUGAAUAACUUCAAGCUGUUCUCUUGGCAUGACUGCAUUUACUAGCAGCUGAUGAUCCCCUGUCAUUCUUGAGGCACUAGGAAUUAAAUGAACGGUGGGAGCAACAUUGAAGGUGGGAGGAAAAGAGUUGUUGACAUUUUGCCUUGCAUCCUGCUGGGCAGUUUGAGCAAUGACUGGCUCUAAAGGGACAUUUUUUUUUUGCCUGUAACUUAUCUUUGCCUGUAACCUACCUCUAGGUUUGGUGCCACCUGCGUAGUAGCUUCUUAAAACCCACAAAUGCUCCUUGGGCGUAAGGAGGACGUUGGGAGGUACUGUUGGUACAGUGCAGUAUUUAUGACCUUUAAAAUGCUUAAUGUGAACCUGUUUUCUCAGAGGCUCUUUCAAGGUUCUUGAUGUAAUGCAUAUUAUGGUGUAGUUAGACAUCCUUGUAACCUGUGUUAAGGGCAGCUGUGACUUAAAGCCUUUUUUCUCUACAUCUGUCACUUCACUAUGGCUUAAUUGGAACAUAUCAGCUUUUUAUGUAGAUUCCUAUGCUAGAGAACUGUAAAAAUACAAGGCAAACAGUACCUGAGUUUUGGUGAUAUCAUCAUGGAACCACAAAAGCAGAGCUGUAGUGGUUCAUCACCUGAACUCCUGCAUUUGUUUUAUAGGCUUUGUUCAGUUUUCCUGUUAUUUUCUAUACCACAUGGACCUUACUACCAAAUAAAAUACCAGUACAAAAGAGGAA
Pogoniulus pusillus (Red-fronted tinkerbird) is the source of this 2281-nucleotide messenger RNA. It is a transcript of the gene BTF3L4, whose product is annotated as basic transcription factor 3 like 4. Lineage: Eukaryota; Metazoa; Chordata; Aves; Piciformes; Lybiidae. The coding region runs from base 238 to 714 and encodes 158 amino acids. The transcript has 6 exons. The record is from RefSeq and is a predicted model, not a curated record.